Molecule: messenger RNA, 306 nt
Organism: Protopolystoma xenopodis
Lineage: Eukaryota; Metazoa; Platyhelminthes; Monogenea; Polystomatidea; Polystomatidae
Source: the annotation of a GenBank genome assembly
AUGCACGUGGAGCCAAAAACGGAGAAUAGCCUUUUUACUGGAUUCAAGCUCAAUGCUCAAGCCUUGGGCUCUGUAUCAACUAUUUCAGCUAUAUGUAUUCGCCAUUUAAAACUAUUUAUUCUGAUAGGAUUUACCUCAGAUGAGCUACACAGUGAAAUAGGAGAAGAUGUUGGCGAUGCUGACACGGCUUCACAAACCAUGAAUAGCAUCGGGCAUCGACGAAGUUCGGAGAAUCCAGGGCAGAACAAGAUUCGUCCCAUUCCGGACGCCUCAGCAUUCUUCAUUUUUGGACCAAAUAAUAGGUAG